Molecule: messenger RNA, 2022 nt
Organism: Phanerochaete carnosa HHB-10118-sp
Lineage: Eukaryota; Fungi; Basidiomycota; Agaricomycetes; Polyporales; Phanerochaetaceae
Exons: 1
Coding region: 126-1820 (564 amino acids)
Source: RefSeq, a predicted model, not a curated record
GCAUUACGGCCCUGCGGGGUGAUAUCAAAAGAGGAUAAGUCGGUCCUGGCAAAGUUGGGCUGGCAGGCGAUCAACCUCAAGCGCCUGCUUGGUUGGCUGUGCGCUGGUUUGCGUAAAAUCAAAGGAUGGUCGCCGUGCCUGGGGGUGACACCCUCCUUCCGUCCAACCCCCCGCAGCGAACACAAGUUGCGAUCUGCAUGGCUGACCACGAAGAACUCGAUACUCCAGCCUCGCCACCGCCACCCGCAUACGAAUUCUGCCAGCAAGAGUUCGAUCAGAAGGUCUCCCACGCGCUUGAAGCUAGUGAGGCUGAGCUGCGCCGUGAGAGCACAGAGGAAGAAAGUGACUGGGAGGUCUGGGAUGAGGCUGCUUUUGCGGCGGCAGUCGCGCGACUCGCGCUUUCGGACUCGUCUCCUGGGGCGGGCAGCAGCUCUUCCCAUCCGCGAUCGCCCCCGGCCGAUGCUUCCGUGUCCUCUUCGAACACGGCACUAAGACAGGGGCAGACACAGAUCCCGAGCCCGGGGAACGGGAAGGCCAAGUCGGAUGGGCGAGAGGAUGAUGUGGGGGCCUGCGCGGAGGAUGCUUUCGGUCCCGCGAGGGGGAGCGUGCAGCCGCUUCGAAUUGUGAAAAAGGCCGCCUCGACUACGCAAUCCGGAUCGACCAAGGAGAAGGAACGGCCGAGCUGGUUCGAAGAGGCACAGCUCGACCCGGGCCCGCCUCAGAAUGCGCCGGCGCCUCAGCCUACCGCGAGCUUUCGAGCUGAGGUGCACAGGAGCGACAGCAUCAUCAGUCGCUCCGAUACGCCACCACCGGUCUUCACAGCAAUAGGUCCGUCACUCGAUGGGCCACCCUAUGAGGGCCCUAGCGUGAUUUUGACAUACGUCCCCGGGGAUUCGAGACCCGCCUCGCCGCUGCACUCACCACUGCCGACGCAGGCGUCCUUUACGGGGAUGCCUUUUGCGCAUCCGCAAUCUGGUAGUGCUGGCCGCAGGACAUUGCCGCAGCCGCCGCGGUCUUUCUCGCCGCAAGCGAUUCAACCGCGAACUACUCAUGAAUCUCUUCCUCCACCUCGAAGGCCUAUGCUUUCUUCAGGCAGUCCUCGACCGAACUCUUCCUAUCACUCACAGUCACCACAUUCUGGCCCUCGUGUAGCCUUUGACCCGAGGAUGGCAUAUGCGAGUGCGAAGUCGUCGCCUUUUCAUAUCCAGCAUGACCCGUUACCAGCAAAGGUUGAUGCAGCCGCUCUCUAUAGGCAAGUUUCUAGCUUUAUUAUGUUAUGCAUGAAAAUCAAUUGUCUGUGUGCAGCUCUGCUGUUUCCUCUCUUUACGCCCCGACUCCGGUGGCUCGAACGGCGCCAAGUGCCAAUUCGUAUGUCUCUUCUUGACGUUUAUGCUGUAAACUCCCGUUCACGAAUAUGCUCUAGUUUACCUCUCGGUUCUAACAUCUCCGGCAGCAUAUACUCCAACAACUUGGCGUCUCAUCCGCAGUCAUCGUACCACCUGCCACAGACCCAACCAGCACCGUCGCGUAGCCUCGGCAACUUCUAUGCCCCCAGCAGGGAGAAUAUGAGCUCACCUGCACCUUCCAUAGCAUCCCAUCACUCCUCUUCCUCACAUUAUUCUCCGCACCAAACCAUGGGACGCCACGAGUACCAGCGAGUAUACCAGCCAGCGCUAACUGCCCACAGGCCCGGUGCAGCAUAUCCACCUACGUCGUACCAGGCCGCACCAUCACAUCAACGUCCUACUACCCACCCAGUUACUGCGUCGGCGUAUCGAUCAACAACAUAUCAAGACACAUAUCAACCAACAUCGUACUGAGGGAUCGUGAGAAAGUGAUGUGGGCUGCGGAUGUUGUGCUCUACAACGAACUUCGAAGUUGUUAAAUUAUGUCUCAGGAACUACUUCUCUUGCUUAGUUACCGUCAGUAUGGUUUUAUCGAGUCCAUCGUUUGUAGGUCCUUUUUGUGUUAGCCUUUUCUCGCACUUCUUGUUUGCGCUGUUCAAUGACAAGAAGAAUCCCU